Megalobrama amblycephala (Wuchang bream) is the source of this 855-nucleotide messenger RNA. RefSeq names its product troponin I, skeletal, slow c (gene tnni1c). The record is from RefSeq and is a predicted model, not a curated record. Bases 41 to 640 code for a protein of 199 amino acids. Gene Ontology annotation, cellular component: troponin complex. NCBI's taxonomy places the organism in Eukaryota, Metazoa, Chordata, Actinopteri, Cypriniformes, Xenocyprididae. The transcript has 9 exons. Gene Ontology annotation, biological process: muscle contraction.
AAGCUGGUUUGACCCCACAGGCAACACCUCAGAUUUCAAGAUGGCAGACGACGAUGCACCUGGCCCAUUGGCCCCUCGGGUACAAGCCAAGCCAAAGUCUAAGAUCUCUGCAUCUCGAAAACUCUCCCUGAAGAUCCUUUUGCUCCAAAGAGCCAUGGAUGAGCUGGAACAGGAAACGAUCAAUCGUGACGAGGAGAAGGUGAAAUAUCUGGGUGAAAAGCUUCCGCCUCUUCAAAUAACCGGCCUCCAAAUGGAGGAGUUGCAGAAACUGUGUCGGCAACUUCAUGCCAAAAUCGACAUAGUGGACGAGGAGAGAUAUGACUUUGAGGCCAAAGUCAAUAAAAACAACAGAGAUAUCCAUGAGCUGAAGCUGAAGGUGCAAGAUUUAGGAGGGAAGUUUAAGAAACCUGCCCUGAGGAAGGUGCGUGUGUCUGCGGAUGAGAUGAUGAGAGCGCUGCUGGGCUCCAAACACAAGGGCUCCAUGGACCUCAGAGCCAACCUCAAAUCUGUGAAGAAAGAAGACAUUAAACAAGAGAAGGUUAUGUCGGCAGAGGUGGGCGACUGGCGUAAGAACGUUGAGGCCAUGUCUGGUAUGGAGGGCAGGAAGAAGAUGUUUGAUGCUGCUGGUGGAGGACAGUAAUGGGAGUGUAUAUAAGAGUGUAUAAUUGUGUAUAUUUAUGCGUGUGCAUUUUUAUUAGUCAAAAUGAAGGAAAUUGCUUGAAAUUAGCCUCCAAUAAAAAAAAAACCCAACAAUAUGCAUUUAGUACAAAUCUCAAAAGAAAGCUUGUUACUAUAUGAAUAUGGAAUGUUUCAUAUGACCUCAAUUUAAGCUUAUUAAAUUUUUGAUUGUGCUAA